Folsomia candida is the source of this 2072-nucleotide messenger RNA. It is a transcript of the gene Ttc26, whose product is annotated as intraflagellar transport protein 56. Gene Ontology annotation, cellular component: ciliary base; intraciliary transport particle B; ciliary basal body. The record is from RefSeq and is a predicted model, not a curated record. Bases 48 to 1958 code for a protein of 636 amino acids. NCBI's taxonomy places the organism in Eukaryota, Metazoa, Arthropoda, Collembola, Entomobryomorpha, Isotomidae. The transcript is spliced from 14 exons. Gene Ontology annotation, molecular function: protein binding; intraciliary transport particle B binding. Gene Ontology annotation, biological process: intraciliary transport involved in cilium assembly; intraciliary anterograde transport.
AGCACAUGAUUGAUGCCAGCUUAUGAGAGUCUACACUAUGUGCACACAUGUACAUACCGACAUUACAAUCACAUAAAAUAAUAUAUGUAGGUUCAUUUAUAUUCUCUAUUGUUCCUUCAGUUACCGAUCAUCACAGUAGCAUCAUGUUGUUGUCUCGGUCUCGACCCGCAGUGGCGUCCACGAGUGAAACUUCUGGAGGAAGCAGCAAUGAAGGGAAACUUCCCAAGUUGGGAGAGUUCUUGGACAAGAAGGAUUUUUUGGGAGCUCUGACGCUACUUGAGUUUCAACGAUCCUCCAGCCAAGCGUCGGACGCGAAGGGGCUGGCCUCCCUCGUCGCCUAUUGUUGCUUCCACCUGGGCGACUACAAGCGAGCCUUGGAAGAGUACCAAAGUUUGUUGAAGGAGCCGAAGAAGGGGCUGGACGACCCCACGCUGUGGCUCAACAUUGCCUGCUGCCUCUUUUCCAUGGGGAUGUACGUGGAAGCGAACGAGGCGGCGGUGAAGGGGACGCCCUCCCCCCUCAAAAAUAGGCUGUCCUUCCAUCUCGCCCACAAGCUGGGCAACGAGGACGCCGUCAUUGCGAAUCACGCCAAGUUGGAGGAAUUGUUGGAAAACCAACUCUCUCUCGCAUCCAUGCACUACUUGCGACAAGACUACCAAAACUCGAUCGACAUUUACAAAAGAAUACUUCUCGAUAACAGCUUUGCCAAACUUGACAACGAUGCAACUGGGGUGACAUCGCAUUUGGUGGAUCUAAUCGUGUCCACGUCUUCCGCAGAGGAAGUCCAUUUUGUUCAAGCGCUUCUCCAAAUCCCGAGAGAGUACAUCGCCCUGAACGUGUACGUCGCUUUGUGUUACCACCGACUCGAGUACUUUGACGUGUCUCAGGAAGUCUUGGCCGUCUACUUGCAAGCGUUUCCGGGCUCUGCGAUCGCCCUCAAUUUGCGAGCAUGCAACACGUUUCGUCUCUACACGGGGGCAGCGGCUGAAAAGGACUUGAAACCUCUCCUCAACUUAAUGAACCAAGAAGACCAAACCAAGAACGGGAUGUUCUCCAGUGCCUAUGACUUAAUUCGUCACAAUCUCGUCGUGUUUCGAGGUGGGCAAGGUGCCCUGCAGAUCCUGCCCAAAUUGGUGGACGUCAUCCCAGAAGCUCGCUUCAAUCUCAUCAUUUACUACUUGCAACAGGACGACGUGACCAAUGCAUCCACGCUGAUCAAAGGAACCAAAAUAAAGGGAACUCCGGAAAAAAUCCUCUACGCCAUCGUCAACCUCUUGCUCAGCUAUGAGACUGGAAACAGAGAAUACUUGCAAACUGCUCAGAGUACGUUCAACCAAGUGGGGUCGAGUGAGAAUGAGCAUGAUUCCGUGUUCGGUCGCCUCUGCAUGGCUUCCGCACACUUCCUCUCCAGGAACUUUGACCACGCCUCCCUCUACAUGAACUCUGUCCGCCAACACUACUACAACGACGACACCUUUAACUUCAACUAUGCUCAAGCGAAGGGGAUGCUGAAUCAGUACCAAGAAGUUGAGGAAUUGCUGACCAUGAUUCAGAGUGAAAAGAUUCGCAACGACUUCACCUACAUGCAGUGGCUGGCUCGAGCGUACAUAAUGAACAAGAAGCCACGACUUGCUUGGGAGUUGCACGAAAGGAUGGAAACCUCGCCGGAAUCUUUUCGUCUUUUACAAUUGAUCGCCAACGAGUGCUACAGAUUGGGACAGUUUUACUACGCAGCGAAAGCAUUUGAUUUGCUGGAGAGGUACGAGCCCUCGACGGAACAUUGGGAAGGGAAGAGGGGAGCCAUUAUUGGAGUCUUUCAACUCAUCAUUGCAGGACAUGAACCAAAAGAAUCCCUGCAUGACAUCAUCGCCCUGUUGAGAAACUCGUCCAAGCCGAAUGCGGAAAAAAUCCUGGGCGUCAUUAAGAAAUGGGCGAAAGAGAACAGGAUAAAUCUUUAAAGUUUAAAGCCGCUAUACAUCUAUAAGUUAUCAAUGAUACGUUUGCAUUGCUGUUAAAAGUGAUCACAAUUAUGUAAACGUAAAAUAAAUGUGUACAUAUUUAUUUUCCUUUUA